Messenger RNA from Notodromas monacha, 1848 nucleotides. The record is from the annotation of a GenBank genome assembly. NCBI's taxonomy places the organism in Eukaryota, Metazoa, Arthropoda, Ostracoda, Podocopida, Cyprididae.
AUGCUGAAAAUUCCACAGGCACAGUUGGAGCGAGUCCGUGAUGAGCUAACCCUGCAGAACCUGACCCUCAAGUCCCAGCUGAGUGACAUGCGGAUCAGACUAAGUGAGAUCCCUGCAAGUCCACCAGACAGUGGGAUUGACCCAGAUGCUUCCGGAACUUCGUCUUCUUCCUCAACUUCUUCGAUCCCCAUCAGCCCACGCCCUGUUUCCAGCACCAACAAUAGCAAGGCUAAGCGUUAUGCGACUUACAAAAAGGCACAGUUGGAGCGAGUCCGUGAUGAGCUAACCCUGCAGAACCUGACCCUCAAGUCCCAGCUGAGUGACAUGCGGAUCAGACUAAGUGAGAUCCCUGCAAGUCCACCAGACAGUGGGAUUGACCCAGAUGCUUCCGGAACUUCGUCUUCUUCCUCAACUUCUUCGAUCCCCAUCAGCCCACGCCCUGUUUCCAGCACCAACAAUAGCAAGGCUAAGCGUUAUGCGACUUACAAAAAGCAGGAAUCAAUUUUUUCCGGAGAUCUGAAGAACAUGCGACUCCUGAUAGCCAGUUCAAAAAGGAACGAAUCCGAGCUGAAGAAGCGCAUUCACGAGUACCACAAUGAGGUGCAGGAUUUGAAGGGCAAAAUAAGGGUUUUUUGCCGAGUGAAACCCCUGCAACCUGCAAUGGGCGAUGGACGGGCAGUUGUCAUGUGUAGGGACUUACAAAGCCUGUCUGUGGCAGCGUCCAAUGAUGGAAGUCGACGUUCAUUCAGCUUUGAUCGGGUUUUUGGGCCAAAUGAUGGACAGGACACAGUUUUCUGCGAUGUACGAGGUCUCAUUCAAUCUGCUGUGGAUGGCUACAAUGUCUGCAUUUGCGCCUAUGGACAAACAGGGUCUGGGAAGACUCACACAAUGCUUGGGGAUGAUGCAAAUCCAGGCAUUGCCCCACGUGCUUUUGACGAGCUUUUCAGGUUGAUACGAUCAAGCACAGACCGCUGGCAUUGCUCGGUGUCAGCUGUGAUGCUUGAGUUGUACCAGGACCGAUUAAUUGACCUUCUACGACCAUCAGUGCUGGGUAAGAUUAAUGAUGGAAGUCGACGUUCAUUCAGCUUUGAUCGGGUUUUUGGGCCAAAUGAUGGACAGGACACAGUUUUCUGCGAUGUACGAGGUCUCAUUCAAUCUGCUGUGGAUGGCUACAAUGUCUGCAUUUGUGCCUAUGGACAAACAGGGUCUGGGAAGACUCACACAAUGCUUGGGGAUGAUGCAAAUCCAGGCAUUGCCCCACGGUCAGACUCAUCUGUGCCACGGCUUGAAAUAAAACGAGAUGCUGGAGGACUUGUGCAUGUGGCAGGGGCCUGUGUUCAACCUGUGGCAUCCGCAACUGAACUGCGCCAGCUGUUCCAUGAAGGUGCCAAGGGGAGACAUCGUGGUACCACACGUAUGAAUGUAGACAGCUCCAGGUCCCACCUUGUCUUGAGUUUGCUGGUUGAAACCCGUUCUAGAUUGUCUGGCGCUACCCUCCGUGGCAAGUUGAGCCUGAUUGACCUGGCAGGCAGUGAGAGAGUGAGCAAAAGUGGCGCAAUUUCCUGUGGCACACUGCUCAAGGAAGCAGCAUCCAUCAACCGCAGCCUGUUUGCCCUUGGUGAUGUUAUUGCAGCCCUUGUUGCUGAUGCACCGCAUAUCCCGUACAGGAACAGCAAGCUUACCAGUCUCAUGCAGGACUGUCUUGGGGGGCGGGCUAAAACACUCAUGAUCAUCAAUGUGUCUGCAGCUGCGUGCAACCUGGAUGAGACCAUCAGCUCUCUCAUUUUGAUGAGGUUGACAGUUCAGAGGGGGUUGGUGGUUGAUCUCAAGAGAGCUGAAAAAAUAUGA